CGUAUUUCACUCUCUCUAGCGUCGCUGCCGCCGCCGGAGUCGAUGCCUCUAGUCUAUACUUUUUUAUCCGUUUCUCCCUCUAUUUUGUACUUUACUUUCUCUCGUUCUCAACACUCAACAGAAAUUUCCGCGUUCAAAAAGAUCUAAAAAGAAAGAAGAAAUUGAGUGAAAUAAGAUGUCGAGUCGGCCUGAGUUGCAAGCCCCGCCGGAGAUUUUCUACGACGAUUCGGAAGCUCGAAAAUAUACUUCCUCUUCUCGUAUCGCUGAAAUACAGGCAAAGCUUUCUGAGAGAGCACUGGAGCUUCUCGCCUUGCCUGAUGAUGGAGUCCCGAGGUUGCUCCUUGAUAUCGGGUGUGGAUCUGGGCUUAGUGGGGAGACAAUAACUGAGAAUGGUCACCAAUGGAUUGGUUUAGACAUUUCUCCUUCAAUGCUUAAUGUUGCUUUGCAAAAUGAGGUUGAGGGUGAUUUGUUACUUGGUGAUAUGGGCCAGGGCUUAGGACUUCGACCUGGAGUUAUUGAUGGUGCUAUAAGUAUUUCUGCUGUUCAGUGGUUGUGCAAUGCUGACAAGUCCUCUCAUGAGCCAAGAUUGAGGUUAAAGGCAUUUUUUGGAUCAUUAUAUAGAUGCUUAGCUAGGGGAGCAAGGGCAGUGCUCCAAGUAUAUCCCGAAAACCUAGCCCAACGUGAGCUAAUUUUGAGUUAUGCAAUGCGAGCUGGAUUUGCUGGUGGUGUGGUUGUUGAUUACCCGCACAGUACCAAAAGGAGAAAAGAAUACCUUGUCCUCACUUGUGGCCCGCCAUCCCUCAGCACCGCCAUUCCCAGCGGAAAAGGUGAAGAUGGAGAGAGUUGCUCCGAUGACGAGAGUAGUGGAGAUGAAGAAAACCAGACGGUUAGCAUUUCGGACAGGCAUAGACCCAGGAAGAAGCAGAAAAUAAACAAGAGAGGCAAGGGCAGAGAAUGGGUGUUGAGGAAGAAGGAACAGAUGAGAAGGAAGGGGAAUGCUGUGCCCCGAGACACCAAGUACACGGCUCGAAAACGCAAAGCUCGCUUCUGAUGGCUACGGUGUAAUAAUCUGGAAUGCAUCCGUCGAGGAGUGUUUUAUUAAGUUUUGGCGAUGAACUAGUUUGCAUGGUUCAUGUUUUAUAAUCUAGAACUCGUGGAAACCACAACGAACCACACCAUUUGAAAAUCAUAGUAAGUUGUGGCUAAUGCAUGGUUUUUGUUACUGUUUUGAUUUUACGAAAAUACAUAUAUAUUAUUAGUUGACCA
This is a messenger RNA of Hibiscus syriacus, 1266 nucleotides long. RefSeq names its product 18S rRNA (guanine-N(7))-methyltransferase RID2-like. The record is from RefSeq and is a predicted model, not a curated record. The transcript has 9 exons. Gene Ontology annotation, biological process: rRNA (guanine-N7)-methylation. Gene Ontology annotation, molecular function: rRNA (guanine) methyltransferase activity. Gene Ontology annotation, cellular component: nucleolus. NCBI's taxonomy places the organism in Eukaryota, Viridiplantae, Streptophyta, Magnoliopsida, Malvales, Malvaceae. The coding region runs from base 176 to 1051 and encodes 291 amino acids.